This is a messenger RNA of Morchella sextelata, 855 nucleotides long. RefSeq lists its product as uncharacterized. The transcript is spliced from 12 exons. The record is from RefSeq and is a predicted model, not a curated record. The coding region runs from base 1 to 855 and encodes 284 amino acids. NCBI's taxonomy places the organism in Eukaryota, Fungi, Ascomycota, Pezizomycetes, Pezizales, Morchellaceae.
AUGCGAACAUACGUCCUCACCGUCGACGCGGCCACUGCCACUGUCAAUGGACUUUUCCCAUUACGUAAAGACCACUUGCAAAGGAUCUUACCUAUAUCAAUACUGCUGGUUAUUGGUUAUGGACGAUUUGGAUUUGAUUCGUCGAGUGAUGGCUGGCUUGUAGCUACCGUCAACCACACAUCUCGAUUACUGUUCCAUGAGAUGCGGAUUCUGCUUCUUUAUUUCUGUUCUAUAAAUCAAAAUGUCGACCUCCCUAAAGUUAGUCUGAGUACAUGCAUGGGACCGAGAGACUCUGGUGGUAGAAAAAUACGGGUUUUAACUAGAUGCAGAAUUGAGAUAUUCGCCAUCCCCAAGGCCCAACCCCAAUCAAGCGGAUUGUGCUUUGGAAACCUGGAUUUAUCUAGCUCUAGCCCGCCUCUGGUCCAGAAUGCAUCAUCUUGGUACACUUGCCAUGAUCUACAUAACCGAACUCAAAACCCGUUUUCAUCUUUCAAGAAUAGGCGAGAGAACAGGCCUGUCGUGUUAAUUCUAGUUAUCAUAGAUGUCCUUAAUUUGAAAGUAACCUUCCUGACCUAUGAGGCCAUUGACGGAAAACCAGCUCAUCAUCAGGGAGGAAGACGGGAUCAGUCACCGCCUCGCUUAACCUCCUACUUUAGAACCAAGAAAAAGAUCUUAUUCCAAGGGGGCGACAUGACUAAACCAUGCAAGAGUUGGGAAUCGCGGGGCUACCUGUUUUUUGUGCUCAGGUUACCCCUUGAAUACAAACGUCACAGCAUAUUAUUCAUUGGCGGAAAUGAGGGCCGCUAUUCCGUUUUUGAAGAUAAGGCAACUAGAGAUGGUCGUGUCGUACAUUGA